Anopheles bellator is the source of this 1729-nucleotide messenger RNA. It is a transcript of the gene Elp3, whose product is annotated as elongator complex protein 3. Gene Ontology annotation, cellular component: nucleus; elongator holoenzyme complex; cytoplasm. The transcript has 3 exons. Gene Ontology annotation, biological process: tRNA wobble base 5-methoxycarbonylmethyl-2-thiouridinylation. Gene Ontology annotation, molecular function: acyltransferase activity, transferring groups other than amino-acyl groups; iron-sulfur cluster binding. The coding region runs from base 76 to 1725 and encodes 549 amino acids. The record is from RefSeq and is a predicted model, not a curated record. NCBI's taxonomy places the organism in Eukaryota, Metazoa, Arthropoda, Insecta, Diptera, Culicidae.
UUCGUUGCCGCACAUUGCCAAAUUCAGCUCGGUUCUGUGUAUAAUUAUUUUCUGCAAUUUCGUCGUUGUUGCAACAUGACGAAAAAGAAACCGCUUGGAAUCGGAUUGAGCCGGGAUGAGCGUAUGCUGAUCGUGGUAGGCGAGAUCAUCCAGGAGUUGUUGAAGGCGCACCGCGAAGGGAAAGAUGUUAACCUGAACCGGCUAAAAACGCGCAUCUCUUCGAACUACGGACUCGAAUCUGCCCCGCGACUAGUCGACAUUAUCGCGGCCGUUCCGCAUGAUGCUAAAUCGAUUCUGUUACCGAAGCUCAGGGCAAAACCAAUCCGAACGGCUAGUGGUAUUGCUGUGGUCGCUGUGAUGUGCAAACCGCACCGCUGUCCGCACAUCAACAUGACGGGAAAUAUCUGCGUGUACUGUCCAGGAGGACCAGACAGUGACUUUGAGUACUCCACCCAGAGCUACACUGGCUAUGAACCGACGUCGAUGAGGGCAAUCCGUGCUCGGUACCAUCCGUUCCUGCAGACGCGCCAUCGGGUGGAACAACUAAAGCAAUUGGGCCACUCAGUGGACAAGGUAGAGUUUAUAGUGAUGGGAGGAACGUUUAUGUGUCUGCCGGAGGAUUACCGGGAUUUUUUCAUCCGCAACCUGCACGAUGCUCUGUCGGGACACACGAGCGCCAGUGUGGUGGAAGCGGUAAAAUAUUCUGAACGUUCGCACACCAAGUGUAUCGGCAUCACGAUCGAAACGCGUCCGGAUUAUUGUCUCAAGCGGCACCUAUCCGAUCUGCUGUCGUAUGGAUGCACUCGGCUUGAGAUUGGCGUCCAGUCAGUGUACGAGGAUGUGGCACGCGAUACGAACCGUGGCCACACAGUGAAAGCAACGUGCGAAAGUUUUCAGAUGUCGAAAGAUGCUGGAUUUAAGGUGGUGUCACACAUGAUGCCCGAUUUGCCCAACGUUGACAUUGAGCGGGACGUGGAGCAAUUUAUAGAGUUCUUCGAAAACCCGGACUUCCGGGCCGAUGGAUUGAAGAUUUAUCCGACGCUCGUGAUCCGCGGAACAGGGCUGUACGAGCUGUGGAAGACAGGCCGCUACAAGAGCUAUCCGCCGUCGACGUUGGUGGAUUUGGUGGCGAAAAUUCUUGCCCUUGUCCCCCCCUGGACCCGUGUUUAUCGUGUGCAACGCGACAUCCCGAUGCCGCUCGUAACGUCUGGCGUUGAGCAUGGAAAUCUCCGCGAACUGGCACUGGCACGCAUGAAGGAUCUGGGAACCGACUGUCGGGAUGUGCGGACGCGCGAGGUUGGCAUUCAGGAGAUUCACAAUAAGGUGCGACCGUACGAGAUCGAGCUCAUUCGGCGGGAUUAUGUGGCGAAUGAGGGCUGGGAAACGUUUCUUUCGUACGAAGACCCAAAGCAGGACAUACUGGUAGGGUUACUGCGGUUGCGUAAGUGCUCGCCAGACACCUUCCGACCAGAGUUGCUGGACGGAUGCUCGAUUGUGCGAGAGCUACACGUUUACGGAUCGGUGGUACCCGUGAACGCACGCGAUCCGACUAAAUUUCAACACCAAGGGUUCGGAAUGCUGCUGAUGGAGGAAGCGGAGCGUAUUGCUCGGGACGAACACGGCAGUCGGAAGCUAGCCGUGAUAUCGGGCGUGGGAACGAGAAAUUACUAUCGCAAGAUGGGCUACGAACUUGACGGACCAUACAUGUCGAAGAUGUUGAUUUAAUAAA